Molecule: messenger RNA, 8422 nt
Organism: Megalopta genalis
Lineage: Eukaryota; Metazoa; Arthropoda; Insecta; Hymenoptera; Halictidae
Gene: Fak
Product: protein tyrosine kinase 2 Fak
Biological process (GO): signal complex assembly; protein phosphorylation
Cellular component (GO): cytoskeleton; focal adhesion
Molecular function (GO): ATP binding; protein tyrosine kinase activity
Source: RefSeq, a predicted model, not a curated record
AGAGACAGUCGUUGGGUUGCCGCGAGGCUGCUCGCAUCGCGUCGAACCGAAAGAAAAACGGGCCCCCACACCCUCGUGUGCUUCGUGUUCCGUGCUUAUGCCAGUCGGUUUCCCCCCUUUAUCUCGCUCGUGCACCGUUUCCUCCUUCUCUCCUGCUUCUCCAACUUCCCCCCCUCCCCUCCGCCCGGUAUCGUGUGUUCGACGCUCGACGCCUCGUACCGUACCGUACCGAUUGCCAGUGACGCGCGUGCAGCUCGCGUACACGAAGCGUGUGAUCGAUCGGCUCGCCGCGUUUCCCCCGAGCGAUAGAUAGCGAACUGGAUCGCGGGAGCUCGCCGCGCGGAUCCGUCGCGAGAAAACGGGUGGUGCAAGAGUAGUGCGGUCGUGUGCGACGUCGUGUCUUCUGAGAUAGCGGUUCGUUGAUCGGGGAGAGUGGCGCGAGUCUCGUACGCCGGGAAGCUCUUGAAUCCUGCGAGCACCGGUGGAAGCGGAAGAAGCGAAAGGAGACACGCGUUCGCCGAGUUUCGCACGAGUUUUUCACGCGUUCGUUCGGUUCGUCGGGACCGUUGGUGAAUUAAUUUGUCAUAGAUCGUAGAACUCGAUCUCCGUGGAUCGACGACGUGGUGCGUCGAUUUCCACGAUUUUUCGUGCGAGCAAGAGGAACAGUGCCGCGUCUAGUGCCGAUGAAAACAGUGACUAGCGGUGGGUGAUGAUCAGUGAGCCCACCGUUUCGAAUGAAGUGGUUUUAGGAUGAUGGUGGAGCGUGUCGAGGACCAUCUCUUCAUGUAUCGACGUCCCGUCUACCGGGUCUUCCAGUACCUCGAAACCACCGACCAUGAGGGGAUGAGCACUGGCGUGGGAGAUGGUGGUGGCGGCGGUGGUGGCGGUGUCCAGGGCUCCGGCGGCGGAAGGAACACGCCGCCCCAUGGAUCGCCCACCCCCAUGGACAAGGCCACGCUGAAAGUCCAUCUACCCAACGGUGGCUUCAACGUGAUCAAGUUCGGCGACGCGAUCGACGUUCGAGGGAUCAUCUCCCUCGUGACUAGUCGGUUGGCGGUCGGCACGAGACACUACCGAAAUCUCUACGCCAUGAGGCUGCAUCACCCUGGGUCGGGGGAGAGUUACUGGUUGCACCAAGACACCACCAUGUAUCAGGUUCAAGAGAAGUACGAGAAAAAGCAUCCGAACUGCGAGUGGAGGUACGAACUGAGGGUGAGAUACCUGCCGCAGAAUCUGAACGAUCUCUACGAGAAGGACAAAGUGACCUUCUACUACUACUACGACCAGGUUCGAAACGAUUACCUGUGCGCGAACCACGCGACUCUCGACCAAGACGUGGCGGUGCAGCUCUGCUGUCUGGAGAUCCGCAACUUCUACAAGGACAUGCCCCAGAUGGCCCUCGAUAAGAAGAGCAACCUCGAGUACCUGGAGAGAGAGGUCGGUCUGCACAAGUUUCUACCACGGUCCGUGUUGAACGGAAUGAAACCAAAGGCGCUGCGCAAGCUGAUACAGCAGCAUUUCAAGAAGGUGGCCGUACUCACGGAACUGGAUUGCAUGUACAAGUUCUUCGACCUGCUGAGGGCGCACUACAGAUUCGACCAGGAGAGGUUCACAUGCGCUCUCGGGGCCAGCUGGUCUAUACCCGUCGAACUAGUCAUCGGGCCAGAUUUAGGCAUUUCUUACAUGGCUCACAGAGGCGGAACGGUGCCGACGAGAAUGGCCGAGUUCUCCCAGAUACAGUCCAUCCAGACCCUGGUCUCGGACUGCAAGGAACACGCGAAGGCGUGUAUCAAGCUGAGGGUGGCCGGGGCUGCCGAGACUCUUAGCAUAACUUGCUCGAGUCUGGACCAGGCCGAGAGUCUCGCGGACCUGAUCGACGGCUACUGCAGGCUCGUCACCGGGAGCAACACCUCAUUGUGGAAUAGAAAAGCUGCAUCGUGGAAAAACUAUCCCUGUCCAUGCAAAGAUGCCCAUCCGCCGAAGUACAGACAAGACGGGUCCAACAGUCCGGAGAAGAACGUCAGCAAGACCGGGACCAUUUUAUCGGAGGACUACGCGGAGAUCGUCGACGAAGAGGGCGAUUACUCGACGCCAGCUACCCGAGACUACGAGAUUGUCAGAAACCAAGUGGAGCUGGGCGAGAUCAUCGGGAACGGACAGUUCGGCAAUGUACAUAAGGGUUCGUACAAAGGAAGGGACAACCAGGUAAUAGCUGUCGCCGUGAAGACAUGCAAAGUGGACGCGGAUCUCGCCACUUCCGAGAAAUUCCUCGAGGAAGCCUAUAUCAUGCAACAGUUCGAGCAUCCUCAUAUUAUACGAUUGAUCGGGGUCUGUUCGGAGGCACCGAUCUGGCUGGUGAUGGAGCUGGCCAGGCUAGGAGAGAUGCGGGCUUAUCUCCAGUCGAACAAACAGCGAUUGGACCUAGCCACGCUUCUGCUUUAUACCUUCCAACUGAGCACUGCCUUAUCGUACCUCGAGAGCAAGAAAUUUGUACACAGAGACAUCGCCGCAAGAAAUGUCUUGGUGUCGACGCACAAUUGCGUUAAACUGGCGGAUUUCGGCUUGAGCAGGUGGGUCGAGGACCAGAGCUAUUACACCGCGAGCAGAUGCAAGCUGCCGAUCAAGUGGAUGGCGCCGGAGAGCAUCAAUUUUCGAAGAUUCACCACCUCCUCCGACGUCUGGAUGUUCGGCGUAUGCAUGUGGGAAAUUCUGAUGCUCGGUGUGAAGCCGUUUCAGGGCGUAAAGAACCACGACGUGAUCCACAAGCUGGAGAACGGGGAAAGACUAGCCUUACCAAAUCACUGCCCUCCGCGUUUAUACUCUCUCAUGUCGCAGUGUUGGAGCUACGAGCCAAGCAAGCGGCCAACGUUCAAAGAGAUCAGAGAAACUUUACAUGAGAUUCUAUUGGAGGAGAAACAUCAGCAGCAAGAGACGAUGAAGCGUGAAAACAGAAGAGUGCAGGCCAUGUCUUGGGGUGCAGACGAUGUACCACCGCCGAAACCUUCGAGGCAACCGCAAAACACAUCGGACCAAUCUCAGUUGACCGCCGCGGCCCCAGUCUCUACCUAUAUCGUGGCGCAAAGCCCUGAGGUUCUCGCGCAGCUGCUCAAGGACAAUCAAGCCAGGGGGGUAUGUCCCUCCGUGUACACGACGCCCGCCUCACCCUUCAACACCCUCGCGGUCCAGUUCCAAGACGAGGACCAAGUCCUGACCACCGCGGUGGUCUCUGACCUACCGUUUUUCGAUCCGGCCGUCUCGGAACCGUCCGCUUCCCACGACACCACCCAAUCGGCCGAUUCUACCUUGUCCGAUACCACCAAUCUCGACUCUCUCGAAUCCUCGGACACCACCGCUCCCCUCAUGUCCAGCCUGACAAUUUCAGAGACGUCACAAGCCCAAUCACCCGCUGCAAACAGAAAGCAGCAGCAGCAAAAGGUUAAAGAGAUGCAAAAUUUGUACGCGGUCAGCUCGAAAGUGGUCGGUAGCAUAACCGGGGACCUCUAUUCGCCCGUUCAGAAGUUCUCCGCGUCGAACGCCGUGCCGGUGACCACCGCGGCGGCGAGCUGCGGUGAAAUAUACGGCCCCGUGGCCAAUUUCACCCAGAGUUCCGCCAUCGUUGGCAAUCUCAGCCAGAGUCCGAGCGUCGGCGGUAAUUUCGGCGAAAACCCUGGUAACUUUGGGCCUAGUAGCUUGAACAGUAUCGUAGGUCCCGGCAAUCCGACUGCUCAGACCGCAAGUUUCGCACAGUUCCCCAGUGCUGGCGUGCCUCAAACCGCGAACAUGUUCGUCGUAGCUCCGAAUCCCGUGCAAAACGUAUCAGUUGCAGCAGGCGCGUAUCCUCGCGUGCCCGUCAAUUCUUCGUCGUCCAAUGACACCGUGUCCACGUCCACGGCAGAGUGUCUCUACGGACCGGUUCUCAAGUUCCGAGCGCAAAACGCACAGAGUCAAACCGUGACCGAGUUGAAGCCGAUGAACGCCUCGCUGGCUACCUGCGUCCAAGUCGCAAGGAGCAAUUUGGCGGCGGCGCCGUCAUCCUCGUCGUCGCAGAAUCUACAGAAUCUACAGAAUCUACAACCUCAGCCGAUGAUGAUGCACCCGCAGAAUUACCAGCAGCCACAGCAACAGCAAAUCUAUUCGAACAUUGGCCAACAAGCGCUGGUGGGAGCACAGCCGGUUUACCUGUCGCAGUCGCAACACGUACAGAACCUUCAGAGACAGAACAAUCCGCCGGUCCACCAACCGGUUUCUUAUAUACCGACGCAACAGCAGACCGGUCAGCAGAUCCAGGGGGUCCAGGGAACCCAAGGGAGCCAAGGAAGCCAGGGGAGCCAGGGAUGCGGCGCCAAUCCGAUUUACACGGCACACGCAACUUCCGUCACGGUUGUACAAGCUCACAAGGUCCUGCAAGGAGCCGCGUACCCGCAACAAAUGCAGCAGCAAAUCCAGCAUCAGAUCCAACAGCAGCCUGGAAUAUUACACUGCCAUGUGACCAGCUCGCAACCUGGCAGCAUGAGUCAGCAAUUAUCGUACGGUGCAGUGACUCAAAGUCAUUCGAUUCAGGCGCAGUUCGCUGUGGCGAGUGUCGCGGGUCAGCCUGCCAGUCAGCAAAUUGUCCAUCCGAGUACUUCGAGCUACGUCAUUGGCCAACAGCCCCUGCCCACGUCUCAGUGCAAUGUUACCAAUCUGGUAACGAGCACGGCGAACGUGGCGUACAUGCCGCAACCGGUGCUUUGCCAGCCCGCGAUCGUUAAAACCGUCGGGCCCCAGCUAGCCACCGGAAUUGCAAAGAUCACCACGUUCGUCGCGCAAAAACCGGAUGAACAGCUGACUAGUUCCAUCGACGGUACGCUCUCCGGAUCCCUGAUAUCCUCCGCUGUCAGCGACAGCACCAUGUCAUCGAGCAGCUCGAUGACAGAGGAGGCCCACCAAGACCAGAGAGCCGUGCAGUCGCAGUUUUGUGACAAUGUCCCGGAAAACUUUGGCAGCGGCAUCGACGACGAACAAAAGUUGUUGGAGCAACGUCUGCUGGAGCAGCAACGCCAGUCGGAAGAGGAUAGUCGGUGGUUGGCCAGAGAAGAGAAACGAUUAUCCAUCGCAACGAGCGGAGAUGAAAGCGCUAGUCCUCCGAUACCUCGCUCGGUCACCCAGUCGCCAAAUCACGAUCAACACAGUGCCAACACUGGGUCCCUUGGCUCUGACAAGGGCACGGAAAAAGUGAUCGUCGUAAAGAAAAUGGAACCCACGCCAACAGCGGACUUGGAUAGGGCCAACGACAAAGUCUACGAUUGCACUACCAGCGUCGUUCGUGCGGUCAUGUCCUUAUCUCAAGGUGUGCAGCAGAGUAAGGCGGAACAGUAUUUAGAAUUGGUUUGCAAGGUCGGUACCGAAUUGAGAGCACUCCUCUCGUCCGUUGACGCUUUGAUGAACAUAUUACCCAUAUCCACUCACCGAGAAGUGGAAAUGGCGCACAAAGUACUCAGCAAGAACAUGUCCGAAUUGGUGACCGCUAUGAGACGAGCUCAACAGUACAGUGCUACCACUCUGGACGCGGACUCUCGGAAAGACAUGCUGUCGGCUGCUCAUAUCCUGGCAAUGAACGCUAAGAAUUUGUUGGACGUCAUCGACUCGAUACGCAUUCGUUAUCCGUACGUGGACAAUCAGAUUUGCCAGAAGCAACAAAAUGAUGGCGUUCCCCAAGAGUCCACACCGGAGGGUCGUAUCCGUUCCAGUCAAUCCGGGGAGCAAUUUUUGAGGAGAAGCCAGUCGACCGAACGGCAAGGCACAACGUUUAGACAGAGUCAAAGCGGCGAUCUCCUGCACAGGAUGGGUCAGUCAGUAGACCGGCCUCUGCAGGGGAGUCAAACCGAUGUCAGUACCGGCUCCAGUUUAGAGAGAAGGCACCACAUCGUCACCAACAGUCUUGAACGUAAUUCGACGACUCGGCGACAAAUGGCGACGAACAGUUUAGAGAGGAAAAGACCAUCAUUAUCUUGUAAUAUCAGCCCUAUGAAUAAUUCCGUGAAUCUGCCGCCAAUGGUACCGGUUACCUGUAAUUUAGUCCAAACGGUAGGGCCCGUAAUUCAUCCCAGUCAAACCGUCUCGACAGGCAUUAGUCAACAGUUUGCACCUAACAAUAAAACGGUGAACGAGACCGCGACAAGUGAUAGCUAACAACGAGGUGCCUUGCAUUAAGGAGAACUUCGUGGAAAUAUUUAGGUUCGUAUGUAUGUACAUAGACGACAUCGUACAAGUUACCCCCGACUACAUCUCGCGCAUAACUCGGCGGCAGGAGAUUUAGUAUUUGUGCUUUACAGCCUCUUUUUAAUAUUUACCUAAACACAGACUUUGUCCAGACGUACUUAUAGAUAGGACAGUAUUCGUUAGACGUAGCAGUAGAAGAAGUAUCAUUAGAGAAGUAAGUCACAGCUAAUAAGGAAAUCACUCCAAAGCUUUAGAAUUAUUGUUAAUUUGUUGUUGUGUAACAACCGAAUAUACAGGGUGAAGCAAGAGGCACGCUUAACCGUAAAGACCAUCGUAAUCCCAUUGCCAACACGACAAAAGAAUGCUUUCUCCGCAUUAAUUAUUCGUUUACAAAUUGACAAAAAAUAAGUGAAAGAAGACUUACCGUUGAAACGACAUCGCGUAUACUGUAUACGACCCAUCAUCCCUCAGAGCUGUUUAUUGCAUCACCCUGUAUGUAGUUAAAUAAUUCUAUAUACAUAUAUACGUACACAUAUACACGCAUUUAUAUAUACAUAUAUAAAUUCGUGUGUGUGUGUAUUAUAUUUAUAAAUAAAUACAAAUAGUUCAAACGGUAAUAACUCGCGAAACGUUUAAUUUCAUGUAAGGCACGGAUCUUACAAUGUUGUUUUACAAAUUCAUAAUUUAAUAGUCUAUUUCCUGCUAUGGGGAGUGAUUACAUUGUAAAAAAAAAAAACGGGACUGAAUGUUAUUUCUAUUAGGUAAUUAUUUAGCGAUUCAUACCGAUUUGCGAAAUUUAUACAGAAUGUUUUAUAAAAGAAAAGAAAAGCGAAUCAUUCUUCAACGGCAAGUCAGUUCCUACGAGAUACAUAUUUAUAGAAAAUUUCAUCCUUGCGUAAAAAUAGUAUUGACAAUUUGUCAACACGAUGCGCCUAUGUGUGCGAUGCAUUUACGAAUCUAUCCAAUAUUCCAUAGAUAUAAAGUAUUCCAUUUUUAUAGAAUUUGUUAUUACGCGUGAUUCUCUGAGAAAUUUACUUUAACGCGAAAUAUGAGAUUUUGUAGUUAAUUUUUCUCUCAAUAAUUUUACGCACCGAUCAAUUGCACUUUCCUAUGCUGCAUCAUCCUACAACAAUGAAGAUUCUAAAUAGUAAUGUGCCAAGGCGUGUGUGCUUGUGUACUAAUAUUUAUUAAUCAUUUUAUCAAGGAUCUAUAACAUACAAGUACGACGUUCGAUGUUGCUACGCAAUCGCAAGCACAAGACACUAUUUUAUUCGUAAAUUAAAGAAACAUGAUACGCUAAUAGAGAUAAUUUUACAAUGACGUUGACAAUUGAUCAAAUUUUGACAAGAUUCGAUAAGACAAUUUUCAUUCUUCGUACAGAAUAUAUUACAAUAUUACUAUAAUUAAAUUCUGUUCGACAGAAUUGCAUUCACGCUGAUUCCCAUAGUCGGUUUCGUUGCAAAAUUUAUUCUAUGCGGUAUAACUUCGCCGCGUCGCAUAUCACAAUAUAUGAUGAUGUAAAUUAAAUUAAAAAUAAAAUUGACUGUACGUGAAAUAUGAAAUUCACAGCGAUAACGAAAUUUAGGAAGCGCAUAUCCUCAACAUGAAUUCUCAAUUAAAUCGUCCUAUUAUUGAGUGAUUCGAAUUUUCAUAAAUUUAUCGGACUACUUGUACCAAAUGAAUCAACUUGAUAAGACUAUUAAAAAGCUUUUUCAUUUUAGCUUCGCGGCUAAAAUUCUGCGGUCACAUUACACGAGAUGCAAAUUUUAUAAUCGACGACGGAACGAUAAACAUACGAGCCAUUUGUAAUUGUUAGUGCAGGCAAUUGUUUUCUGUACUACAAUUGCAAUUCUUUGAAAAGGGAAUAAGUGUUAAAGCGAGGGUAGUCUACGACGAUCGAUCAUGCUACUGUUAUCGGCCAGACGACGAAUCGUAAACGUAAGCACAGUGCGUAAUAAUAUUUCAAAGACAUUUAUAAAAUUGUGUAAAUGUAACUAUGUAUCAUGGUCACGAGCGAAAUAAACAGCGCGAAUGAUUUCAGUAUCACGAACAAUUGUCAAUCGACUAUUUACCGUGCUUGGAGCUAUAAUAUUUCACUCCAUUUAUCAACGAGCAUCUAGCGUAUUUAAUCAGCAGAGUAUUAACAUUUAGUUUGUCCAUUGUCAAGUUCUUGAAAUGCAAAAGAAAUGUUUGUAACAAGUAAAAAAGGGCGGAACAUAGA